Caenorhabditis remanei is the source of this 765-nucleotide messenger RNA. RefSeq lists its product as uncharacterized. NCBI's taxonomy places the organism in Eukaryota, Metazoa, Nematoda, Chromadorea, Rhabditida, Rhabditidae. The transcript has 4 exons. Bases 1 to 765 code for a protein of 254 amino acids. The record is from RefSeq and is a predicted model, not a curated record.
AUGGCAUCUGAAGGAGGGAACUCAUCUGGAGGCGGUUCAACUGGUGAUAAGGGAGCUGUCGGAGGAAGUGGUGGAGGAGGAUCUCAAGGAGUUCCAGACCAGAAAGAGGGAAAGAAAUUCUUCAAAUUUGCGUUUAAUGUGAACAAAAAAGUGGCAGAUGAGACGGAAAUGACGCAGGAUUUCAUGAAUGACCUCAAACACUAUGAAGAAUUCGACAAAACCGUUGGAGACUGCGCGAGUUAUUUGGAGAAUAUCUUCAUUCCGUUCUCAUCGAAAAACGCGAGUAACUAUGAGGAUUCGUUCGCUCGGUUGGGUUCUGCACUCGCUGAAUUCAAGACCUAUGUCCCUCAAAACCACGUGGCAACAUUCGAGAACUUUUCCAGCAAAAUGAAGGCGGCUGCUGUGUCUAGAAAAGCAUAUCAGAAUGUUCAAUCCUACCAUCUUCGUCAUAUGAAGCGGUUCCACGCGGACAAUUAUGAGAGUUUUGUGGAGCAAAGAAAGAAAUUCGAUGAUGCUCGGAAGAAAAUGGACCAGGCGAAAGCGGAUGUUCGUGAGGCGAAAACGACGACUGCAAUUGAGAAAAAAGCGAUUUGUUAUCAAUUGACAGUUGAUGAUUUCGAUCAACAAACGGAGGAAUUGAUUAAGAUAAUUGAGGCACUUCCGAAGAUUAAGCAAGGAUAUGUCAAGGAUAUAUUUGUGGUUCUCACGAAACACAAACAAUAUCAUAGCGAUAUGAGCAAGUUCUUUGCCGCUUCUGUUAUGUGA